AAGAAGAAGAUUGGUCCGUUGGUUGCGUCCCAGCAAAACAAGACCUAUUGAAGAAGGCUAGAACACGCGUCAUACCUAAGGGGAUAUUGCGCAUGCGCAGUAAAAUAUGGUCUGCCCUCGCCGAAGUUGAGCAAAGCGCAGCGCACGACCGCAACUUCAGUUACACUGCGCAUGCGUAAUACUCCCUAAGAUACGACGCGUGUCCUAGCCUCGUUUCCAUAACAAAACAGGAAGUUUUCACAGUUGACAUGCUAGCUGACUAGCCUCCGGGCUCCGUCUGCAUUUCUAACGUUUCGACAAGUAUUUGACUCGUGUGGACUUACCGUCGGUGCCACUGACGACACAAGAUAAGCUCAGCAGCUGUUCUAACAAUCGGCACCGUAACAUGAAGUUAUGGAGGAGCGGAAGCUGAAGAGAAAGAGCCCCAGGAGCUCCUCCAACGCGGCGGAUCCGGCUGUUGGCUCUGGCCGGAAGACCAGCGCUUCCUCCGGGGGACGGCACGGCGGCUCCGGCCAAGCUCACUCCAGCCAGAAGAGCAAGAACAGGAGGGGAGUUCGAGACAAAUCCAGGCAUCAUCUGGGUGGUAGACCUAAUCCGAACCAGGGCCCGUCAGCACCUACCAUCCAGCACUCCUUUCUGACUGAUGUUUCAGAUGUACAGGAGAUGGAGAACGGCCUGCUCAGUCUCCUCAAUGACUUCCACUCAGGGAAACUACAAGCAUUUGGCAAUGAGUGUUCCAUUGACCAGAUGGAGCAUGUGAGAGAGAUGCAGGAGAAGCUGGCCCGUUUGCACUUUGACCUCUACAGCGAGGUGGACGAAAUGCCCGAAGACCAGAGGAAAGUGGCCAGCGACACCAACAUGGACAAAUUACUUCUUAAUCUUGAGGAGCUGAGUUCUUCCAUUCAGAAACUGAAUCUAGCCGACUCCCAAGAGAUCCCGAGGACUGCCAGUAUGUGAUUUUCGCUUUCUGACCCAGACCCACGCCACCUAGAGAGGGGCUGCAGUGGAUAAGGUGGAGUUGAAGCAAGCUCCAGGCACUAUUUCUCUUUAGUAUUGUGGCCGAAAUGGCAACAAAGCUGUUCACCAGCGUUCCCUGUCUGCACAACGGGAUGGAUUUCUUGUAAGAUGUCAUAACAGGGAUGCACUAACAGCCUUAUUUUUUCACAGAUAACAGUAAAUACGGUGUUAAAUAUCAAGUAGAAAAUAGUUCUAAUCUUAUCUGACUAAACAGGAAGAGAACAAUAAAUAACUUCCUGAGAUAUGAUUGGAUUUCUUCUGAUAAAUCAGACACAGGGUACUCUCUUUUCUCUUCUAGUCAGAGUUAUAAAGAGGGAGGUUUAAGGUCUAUGGGAUGAUAAAGGGAUAGUUCGGGUGUUUUGAAGUGGGGUUAUAUGAGGUACUUAUCCAUAGACAGUGUAUUACCUACAUUAAACGCUAUAUUUAGAAUAUUUUCACCGUUUUACCUUGCCGUCAGACAGUCCUUUUCGAUGAGGAAUUAAAGCCGUUGUAUCUUUCUAUGCUCUCACCAAAGCCACCAGACUCCAUUGAAAAAAACAGUCAUUUUACCUCGCAGGACACAAGGGUUGCUGGUCAAUUGCACAAACUAAUUAAGCGAUCGAGGCAGCGGUAGACCAGCAACUCCCGUGUUAUGCGAGGUAAAAUUACAGUUUUUUUUAUUGUAGUCUGGUGGCUUUGGCGAGAGCAUAGAUAACGGCUUCAGUUCCCCAUCAGAAACAUAUGCUGUAUAGCUGUCACAGCAAGGUAAACCAGUGAAAAUAUUCUAAAUAUAGCGUUCACUUAAAUUGAUAUUGAUUUGUUUGCCUUUCUUUUAGGUGGCUAAAAUACGUUUUGCUGCUACAAACCCCACUUAAAACUAUCUCUUUAAGCUACUAUUUGACCUACAGUGCAGUAUACUUUACACUGGCAUUGGUGCAUCCCUGUCAUGGUCUGGUUAAAGUCAAGUUGUGGUCAGUUCACUCAUUUCCAAACAGUUCAGAUUUGCAGUCCAUUGCUAACCAAAAUGAUAUUGAUGUAAAUCACUCACCUUGUUGUUGAAAGGACAUCUGCAGUGUUUGUGUAUCAGCUUAGUUAAAAGUGAACUGACCGCAAUCUUGCAUUUCUCAGAUAUGUAUAAACUCACUCUGUUGCACUUUGUCUUAUCUGUCGUCACAGGUCUGUAACAUCACAAACUGAAGACUCAAAGCCAAAUUUAUCAAAAUAUAGUUAUGUUUAUAACUGUUUCUCAGCAUAGAGCUUUAAACACAAGCUUAGAUCGUAUUUUUGAGACAAUAAAAAAACUAAAAAACUGUUUCCUGAUUAAAGUAUCGUUAAAAAUAACAUUUAAAAGCAUGGUAGAUUCUGACGAUAGAAACUGCGCUGUAUUUUAUAACUAAGCAGUGAGCCCAGUUUGUGAUUUUGCAUAUGAUUUCUACAUGUGAGUGGCCUGAUAUCACCUCCGACACCUCCUUCAGUGUUGAAUAUAUUUGCACAUAUCCAUGCAACAUGCGAAACACACUGCACAUUAUCACCAGUGUGUUGGUUCUGACGCUGGAAAAUCCUGAACAAUCCAAACGUUGACAUCACAACCAUGCCUUUUUAAUCAUUUUUGCCUUAUUGGUUCUAACCUUUUGAAAUGACUUAGGUUUUAAGAUAAUAUAUAAUCAUUUGAUGCUGCUUUGAUUGUAAAUCCUACUUUUUAUUUUAACCAGUGUUGUUGGGGGAUGUGGAAUUGUUUUUGGAGUGUUUUAAAUGUUUGGUGAUUUUAUUUUUAUUGACUUAAUAAAUGUAUUAAAUGUGAAU
Molecule: messenger RNA, 2799 nt
Organism: Sebastes umbrosus (honeycomb rockfish)
Lineage: Eukaryota; Metazoa; Chordata; Actinopteri; Perciformes; Sebastidae
Gene: ccdc28a
Product: coiled-coil domain containing 28A
Exons: 6
Coding region: 394-957 (187 amino acids)
Source: RefSeq, a predicted model, not a curated record